AUCGACAUUACAGUUGAAACAAUCAUUUUGAAUCUAUUUAUAUAAGUCGUUCCAUGUCGACUCCAGCUUUCAAGAGAGAGUUGUUUAUGACUUUGGUUCAUCCGGCAGGAAUGGCCCAACAUUUUUCCAAAAUGAGAAAACGUGAUUGUCGUGCGAAAUAGUUCGAUGCUAAAAGAACAAAGGCAGCGCAAUCAAAGCCUUACUAAUAUUAAAAGUAUUAAGCUGUUCCUGGUUUAAUUUGGGAAAUAAUUCAAUUGUUACAUUCGAACCGGAUUGAAGUACUCAGGUAACUUCAUAUCCCAGGCCAGAUUUAAACUCCAGUUUCUAUCUAGUGAAUGGGAAGCUUGAUUCCGGCAUCAUUUUGUGAAAUUUCCUUGAUGGACUCUGAAAACGAAAAUGCGGUAUAGCCCUAAAAUCGAGACCCCUGAAAUGGGACAUUUCUCACAACUUGGAGGGCAAAUGCUUACCAUUAAUUCCCCAAAAUAAUAUCUGUUCUUCUAGUUUAUCGCGUUACGCGAUCGUAGGUGCUAUUUAACUUGCAACUGACAACUGGGAAAAAAGUGACCGAAACUGACAUUUGCGGUCCCCCAUCCCAAAUCUUGGAUGACUUUUUAAGGAAAAUAUACAAUUCUGUGAGCAAACAAAAUGGAGCUGUUUUAAUCUCAGUUCACUCCAAGGGAUUCAGUGAGCAAAUUGCAGGCAAGAUUCUUCAUUCCGCUGUUUUCUUGUUACUUGCCUUUUUGUUACAAGCCUAAGCGUUAGCGGAACUGAACGAUCAGUAAAAACCAGGAAGCAAAAGGAUGGUCGUUAACUUGGGUCAGAUACGUGCUCAUGCCAUGACAACAACGUAAUGUUACAAAAAAAUGCAGUCCAAAGGUUUCAGGCAAAAUAGUAUCACUGAAACUUCGGAUGACGCCUGGGUGGUUUCCUUAGUUCGUCCGGUGCACAGUUAUACUUCCUUGUCGCAUGAAGGCGGAUGAACAAAUGCUUUUCCGGCUAAACUGAACUGCCAAAUCAAACCAGGUUAACACUGCGCUUCCUUCAUUCCUUAAGACUAGGACGUACAUGACAUCUUGGCGCGAACUCGUGCCCUUGUAACUGUGAUUUUCAGGGAGAUAACUGACGUGGUUAUUUGAGAUAAUUUGGAAAUUAUUUGAACUUAUUUUAGAUAACUUGGCUGACAGGGUGAAUCAGUGCUCUUCCUUUGGGAAAAAAUUGCUGCAGUGAAAUAUCUCUUAAAGGUUAGUGCCAUUGUUUUUCACAACUAAUGCUUGCUUUGCUAAUUUGUUUCAAUAACUCAGCCUCGGCUCGUCUUUGUUUCGGUUGCGAACAGUGUCUGUUUAUUUUUCUCAUCUUUUAGAAUACAGUCACUCAGUCACCCUAGUGACAGUCAGAAAUCUACUCAAAUCGUGUUUAAUCAGUUACCGUGAUCGGCAGAACGCCACUUGUGUUGAACUUUCCAAUCGAAAAAGGCUGUUAAGUUCACAAUCUUAGUUGUGUUUACACAAUUGAUUGGUGCAAUUUUUCCCGAGGUUUAACAGAAGGGGAAUGAAUGUUUCGGAAGGGGAUCAAAUUUUACGGUAAUCACUGUUAGAUUUGACGCCUUCAAGUAUAGGUGAACUUUCGGCUACAAGCGAUUAUAAGCGAUUCAGUUUCUGAUCAAGCGAAAAAAAACUUACAGUUCUGAAUAUUGAAAUGCCAUUUCAAGAUUAGCUGUCAUAAGAAGCGCUUUUGUCACCCAAAAAUUUUUCAUUUUUGAAAACUAAUUUCUACUCCAAUAUCACACCCAAGGAGCAGCAAAUUUCACCAGUUACUAAGUUUCACAAGCUCUUGUAAUGCUUGGAGUCAAUUCGUGUCCUGGUAUAAUGCCAGUCGUAUGUUAAUGAACAAGAAUGUAAACAACGACGUCAGCAAAGAUUGCUCCAUUGAGUAUCAACCCUCUGCUAAAAGACGGGCACUCAAGGCUGUGCUUGAAGAGAAGUGACGAUGAAGAGGAACAUAUGUCGAAACAUAUAAUCUGUUAGUGUAUAAAUAGGCCAAGUUAUGGAAGGGCUAGCUUCUUAGUUUCCUCUUAAAUGUGUGGAGUCCAUUAUUUUGGCCAUGCAGUACUCGGCCCUUAGCUCGUCUUUGACAGUGUGUCUAUUUUUCUCGUCGUUUACAAUACAAUUUAGUGGACCAUCGAGUCAUAAGACUAUGAUAAAUCAAUGUUUGACGUGACCUUUCGACGAGAAACAUAUCCAUGACAAUUCUGUUGCUUUGACAGGAGAUGGAAAUAUCGUCUAGCAAUAUCGCUUUGAUCGGUCCGUAGAUUUAUUUCAUUUUAAUAAAUCUGAAAAUCAAUAGUUAGAGAGGAAGUCGUGCAUCAUCCCUGUUGUAUCCGGUUUUUCAUGCGGGUUCUCCCUCGAAGUUCGAAUUGGAAGAAGGAAAACCAGUAGAAAAACCGUACCCUAGAAGAAGAUUAUAAUAUUAGCAACAAUUCAAUCGACCGGCUAAUCAGUCACUGGAACUGUCCAAUCUGUCAUUUGAAGACAAUGCUUUAGUAAAACAAAUUUGCAUGUUACUGUUGCGUAAACCGCAAAUAUGUCUCACUUCUCUAUUACGAAAAUAAAUAUCAAUACUACAGGAAUUAAUUGUAAAAACAAGAUUAAAAACCUUUUUCUAGCGAUAACAGUGUACAUGAUAAAAGAGUGCGAGACAAGAUACGAGCACGAUCAUGCAAAGGGCCGAGAGAAAAUGCGUUGGAAGCUUGAUUUCGUUUCAUUGGCUGUGGUUAGUGACAGAGUAGGGCUUCAUUCUGUAGAAAGUCAAAAUGCUUUUCAUUUCCCUAGUCUAAGAUCUUUGAAAAUCAGUUAGAUCGGGAUAUGAGGUACAACUGUGGCUGCUUGCCUACUUACUUUACGACUUCCUGCUAGGCCAUCUUGCUCAAUUCAUUUCAGUGACGUAACCGAGACGAACGGUCAAUUGUUCGCUCAGACCACGUGAAUCCGAAAACGAUUGACCGCGGGGAAAUAUCGAGGCCCGGGAACUAGGCAAUAUCCGCGCAACAAUUUCAGUUAAGGUUGUCCACAAGCUGCUCGGCAACUUUUUGACAACUUUUCAUAUUUUGAGCAUGAUGUUUUCUCUACGUGCAACUAUUUGCAUUUUGAAAAUGCAGAAAAAAGAGUAACUCUUGCUUUCAGUAGAAAGAUUCAGGUUAUCCCCCCCGGCGGGAAAUCGUUGAAAGUUGUGCUACGCCGUUGCAUGUAGCCCGUAAGUAAGCUCCCUUAGCUCCUUCCCAUUGCACGCAAUGUUGUCGAGGUAUAAAGUGAUUCUUAAACCUCUAUAGUCUGAAACGUCAGUCGUGUCCUCGUCACUUUUGUUAUAUGGCGUAAAUAUCAUAGCAAUGCCGCGAAAGGAAAGUUGUUUUGCCUACUCAUAACUCCAAAUUGUAGACAUUACACGAGCAGCAGAGGUUUAAUUUCAUACAAAUCCUUAUAUUUCGACUGUUGAAUAAUCUCAAUAUACGGACGCUCGUUUUGCGAGCUCGGGUUACCUGUGUUGGAACAAUUAAAAAAAACACACACACUUUUGCAAGAUCUGACACUUUAAAAAAUACUCUUCAGACAAUGACUGUAUAACGUCCCUGAAUUUUUUCGGGGCCCAAAAAAAAGCUUUCACCAGAGAUAUAGCUCAUUGAAGCUGAUCAAGGCAUCAAGAAGGCAACAGAACGUGACAUAGAUAUCGAAACCAAAACCCCAGUACGCACAAAUUUGGACGCCAUUUUCAACAAUAUCAUGCAUAAAGCUUCUUCGAGGCCUUCUCUGUUGUUGUUUUACUAACACCCAGAAAAGCGAAAAAGGCAAUUCUAAAACUCAAAUAGGGCCCAUUCGCGAAAAGUUGAGAACUGCUAUGUUGUUAUUUCACGCUAUUGUUUAGGGCAUUUCCAAAAGUGGCAUUGCGGGACUAAGUCUAUCUUGGAAGGAGACUUUUUGAGCACGUAACUAAGAGCAAUAUUAGUGUCAUGUUUAACGCCCUGUAUAUUUUUCAAUCAGCUUUUCGUCAGCAGGCCCAAGAUCCUCCCUCCAGGUUUUCAAUCUCACACUGGUGUUACUAAGAUAAUGCUACUUCCGUCUAUCUAUAAUUUAACAGGUUCUCAAGACAACGCAAAAAAAACUUCUGAGAAGCACAGGAAUAUACUCAGAAGGUGCCACGCGUCGCUCGUAAAAGAUCUUGAACCAAAGAAACUCUUUCCUCAUUUAAUACAGGAAGGAAUUAUGACUUCAGAUGACACAAAAAGAAUAAACAAAAUUGACAAACGGAAACGUCAGAGUCAGGAGUUCCUGAGCAUACUACCAGCAAGGGGACCGCGUGCAUAUCAGGAGUUCGUGAAAGCCUUGGAAGAAAAACAACCAUCUUUGGCCUGCAUUCUUCUAAGAGAGGAAGUCGUCGCUGCCGAGGCUGGCCGCAGGGAUCCGAUAAAUCAGUUCCAGGAAAAUCAGGGAGCUUUGAACAAAUCCAGGAACAAACACCACCACGGGAGGAGGAGGAAUUCGAGCAAGAAGACAAAGAAUGACAAGGGGGGAACUUCAGGUAACUCGCUUUACACCGUCAUGGCUUUUGUGAUGAAGUAGCAGAUAUUGGGCCAAUGCAUAUGAAACAAACACAAAUCGACACCAAAUAGUUUAAAAUACCAGCUGGGUGGGGCCUAACGCAGCAAUUUUCAACCAUGAAUAUCCACAAAUUUUAUCACUACACAAUGUUAAGCUGCGGGUAAAGUAACCAGAGUCAUGCAGUAUGGUUACCAUCGUUUGGAAUUUAGAUGCAGGCAGUAAAUUGAAAUUACUGCGGUAAACACUGAUUAAG
Molecule: messenger RNA, 4842 nt
Organism: Orbicella faveolata
Lineage: Eukaryota; Metazoa; Cnidaria; Anthozoa; Scleractinia; Merulinidae
Biological process (GO): regulation of apoptotic process; signal transduction
Molecular function (GO): death domain binding; protease binding
Source: RefSeq, a predicted model, not a curated record